GGAGAAAUGAUCAAAUCGCUCUUCGUCACAGGCUCGAGCGGCGAGGUAUUGAUUGAACGCCAUUGGCGCGGAGUCACGCCGCGAAAUGUGUGCGACUUCUUUUGGGACGAGGUGAAUAAGUACGAUCACAGUACGGAAGUGCCACCAAUUUUGCACACGUCUAAAUAUUAUUUGGUAUCGGUAUCUCGGGAUGAUAUCUAUGUUAUUGCUACACUGGCCAAAGAUGUUGCUCCGCUUUUGGUGAUUGAGUUCUUGCAUCGAGUGGUUGAUAUCUUCGUUGAAUACUUUGGUGCCGCAGAUGAGGGCUCAAUCAAAGAUAAUUUUUCUAUGGUCUACCAACUUCUCGAGGAAAUGCUGGACAAUGGGAACCCCUUGACGACGGAGCCAAACGCAUUGAAAGCGAUGAUCAAGCCACCCUCUGUCAUGGGUCGGCUACAGGCUGUCGCAACGGGGAGAUCAAAUGUGAGCGAUGUAUUGCCUGACGGGACCAUCUCAUCCAUGCCCUGGCGCAAGUCGGGCGUCAAGUACGCACAGAACGACAUCUACCUCGACAUAGUGGAAGAGGUGGACGCAAUUGUUGAUCGAAAUGGGCAGGUAGUGUCCUCAGAGGUGACUGGGGCCAUAAUGGCCAACUCUCGUCUCUCGGGCAUUCCUGACCUUUGUCUGAGUUUUGUGGAUCCAGAGGUCAUUGACGACUGCUCAUUUCACCCCUGCGUACGAUACAAUAGAUUUGAACGCGACCGUGUCGUCAGCUUUGUACCUCCAGACGGUGCAUUUGAACUCAUGCGAUAUCGUGUCAACACCAAGGCUAACGUUUCUGCACCAAUUUAUGUCACACCCUCAGUGACCAUGUCUGACGAACACAACGCAGGUCAUGGUCGUAUCCAGAUACAAAUCGGUCAGAAGCAGACGUCCUCACUUGUUAUCCCUAAUCGCAAAGGGUCUUUGCUCAUUGAGGAUGUGACCUUGUCUAUUCCUUUUCCAAAAUGUGUCAAGACCGCCACCUUAUCUGCGACCCUAGGAACGGUCCUCUACGAUGAAGCCACUAAAGUAGCGAAAUGGACUGUUGGCAAGCUGGCCGUGACCGGAAACAGGGUACCCCAGCUAACUGGAUCCAUGGUGAUUCAAGGCGCUUUGGAGGAGUUGCCCCCAAUCCAAGUGACCUGGAAGGUCCCCAUCGCUUCGAUUUCUGGUAUUCAGAUUGCGGCUCUCCAGCUCACUAAUGAGCGCUAUCGCCCAUACAAAGGUGUUCGUACUAUCACCAAGUCCGGUCGUUUCCAAGUUCGUGCCUGACACAGAUGGUAUAGUCUGGGUAUAGUUCGUCUUACGAGGCCCCACGAAUUGGUUGCGCCGCAUCAUAAUUGACCAUCCUGCGCCUACAGCUUGACUAUCCUGCGCCUACAGCCCAGCAAAGGCAGCUCAGGGCCAGGCAAUGAUUUCGCAAAUUCACUUCCUUCAGCGCGACGGAACACUUCCUUCAGCGCGACGGAACAGUUGCUGGUUCGAUUUCGGCGUUUUUUUUUACAUAUUUCGUGGUAAUUCUCAUUUUUUUCGCCUUU
Aureococcus anophagefferens is the source of this 1559-nucleotide messenger RNA. RefSeq lists its product as hypothetical. The record is from RefSeq and is a predicted model, not a curated record. The transcript has a single exon. Gene Ontology annotation, cellular component: cytoplasmic vesicle; clathrin adaptor complex. Gene Ontology annotation, biological process: intracellular protein transport; endocytosis. Bases 7 to 1293 code for a protein of 428 amino acids. Lineage: Eukaryota; Pelagophyceae; Pelagomonadales; Pelagomonadaceae.